AUGGGGAAACUGAUCAGGAUCGGGCUGCAGGAGAGGCGUUUACCCCGGCCAAAAAGGCUUCGUUGGAGUCGCCUCCUCUUCCUCCUGGGGAUGUUGAUCAUCGGUUCUACCUAUCAGCACCUGAGGAGACCUCGGGGUCUGCUCUCGCUGUGGGGGGACGUCUCUUCCCAAAAACCUAUCAGAUUGGCCAGCCGGGACCUCCCCAGCGAUGAGACGAUGAUGGUGACCAGUAAGCCUCCACCAGCCAGCUCUGAAGUGGAGGGUGAGACGGCAGUACCCCAAGCCUCCGUGGGCAGGGAUCCAGCACCGCUCAGCAUGCCAAGGGCUAGCACCCCGAGUCCACCCAGGAGAACAGCCAAGCUCAUCACAAUGACACCAGUGAACAAUCAUAGCCCAACAGCAGCCAGCACAGAAAGAGGGAAGGAAAACACCCCAACCACCAGAGUUCUGAGCCACUAUGCCCCAUCUUCAGGCAGACUAAUGGUGGAAAACCAUACCCAGACACCCAGGGAAGAAAUGAAGAGCUACCGCCCGACUCAAGCCAGGAGAAAAGGAAAGAAGCCCACCCUCUCCCCAGCCAGGGCAACAGCAGACACUUACGCCCCACCCACAGUCACCACGAGGGAAACAAGCCACAGAGUCACCACCAGAGCAACGGCGCGAGACAGCGAAACCAUGGCAAUCUAUGAAGUAUGGGAGGCCAAUUCACCUAAGAGAAGAGCAGAUGAAACCACCCCCACUACGUUCCCGGGAAUAGUUAUGAACACCCCAAUUUUCCGAACACAAAGGGCAAAAACAAGCACCUUGCCCUCCCCAAGUAAUUUAGUGGAGAAAGAUGCCCUGAGUAGCCCCAGAAGCGGGGGAACUAAGAACUCUGCCAGUCCCUGGACACCAGUGGGAAACAACAAGCUGACAAUUCCUUGGGGAGAAGCCUUGGAGAACACCUCGACCACUUCCAGGGGGCAGAUAACAAUCAUCACGGUGACAGGGAGCAGCCCAGUGAAAACCCAAGCUUCCACUGCUGCUGGAAGUGUUAGGAACCCCCCGCUGCAACCCAGGGCACCUGCCCCUAGAACAGCCCCGGUCACCCACUGGGAGCUGGCAAAGGAACCUCCGACAGCACCGCGCAGUAGCUCUGUAGCCCCCAAAGUUAGGGCCACUCUGACCACUCGGGUCCAGCACUGUGUGGUUGUGGAGUCAGCUGCAGCUGCACCCAGCACCCCAUCCCACAGCCCCACGAUAGCCUUGCUCCCAGAGGCACCCGACCCUAGUCCCUCGGCAACACUGCCUGGCUGGCCAGACCCGCACCCCAAGGCAGAGUAUCCCCCAGACCUGUUCAGUGUGGAGGAGCGGCGGCAGGGCUGGCUGGUUCUGCAUAUCUUUGGCAUGAUGUACGUGUUUGUGGCCUUGGCCAUCGUAUGCGACGAGUACUUUGUCCCAGCCCUGGGCGUCAUCACAGAGAAGCUGCAGAUCUCUGAGGAUGUGGCAGGUGCCACAUUUAUGGCUGCUGGAGGUUCUGCCCCGGAGCUCUUCACCUCCCUCAUUGGGGUCUUCAUUUCCCAUAGCAACGUGGGCAUCGGUACCAUUGUGGGCUCUGCCGUAUUCAACAUCCUGUUUGUCAUCGGCACCUGUGCCCUCUUCUCCCGGGAGAUACUCAACCUUACCUGGUGGCCACUGUUCCGUGAUGUCUCCUUCUACAUCCUCGACCUGUCCUUGCUCAUCGUCUUCUUCCUGGACAGCCUCAUUGCCUGGUGGGAAAGCCUCAUGCUGUUGCUGGCCUAUGCCCUCUACGUGGUCACCAUGAAGUGGAACAAGCAGAUCGAGGUCUGGGUGAAAGAGCUGCUCAGCAGGAGGCCGGGAGCCAAGAUCCUGGCCCUGGGGGACCUCAGCAAGCCAGAUGACGGGGCUGUUCCGGCAGAUGAGCACCAGGACCAGAAGAAGCUGAAGUUCCCGUUCGCGCUGUCCCGAGGGAGCAGCUCAGCCUCGCUGCACAACAGCACCAUCCGCACCACCAUCUACCAGCUCAUGCUCCACAGUCUGGACCCCAUGGGGGAAGCCCGCCCCUCCAAGGACAAAGAGAGUAUGACUCAUGAGGCCAGAGCCCAACCCCAGGUCAAAGCAGAGAGCAAAGCAGAGAAGGAGGAGCCAGUCGAGCUCCCUGCGGUCACGGUCACACCAGCCCCUGCUCCAGACAUUCAGGGAGAUGAGGAGGAGGAUCCUGGAGGCCAGGAUGACAUGGCUGGAACUGAGAAUGGAGGCGAAACAACAGGUGAAGAGGGUGAAACUGCGGAGAAAAGUGGAGGGGAAGUUCCUCCAGACGGGGAAGGGGAAACAGCAGAAGAAGGAAAAGAUGAACAUGAAGACAAAAUUAAGCCAGAGGGAAAAGACUAUGAAAGUGAAACUGAGGCAGAAGGAAAAGGUGAACAGGAAGAUGAAAUCCAAGCAGAAGAUGGUGACAUGCAAGGGGAAGGGGAAGCUGAAGCCCCAGAAGUCAAGUGUGAAAAUCAGAAAGAUGAAAAUGAAAUCCAAGCAGAAGAUGGUGACAUGCAAGGGGAAGGGGAAGCUGAAGCCCAAGAAGUCAAGUGUGAAAAUCAGGAAGACAAAAAUGAGAAAGAUGCAGAUGGUGAGGGGGGCAGUGAUGGAAGUGACACUGAGGAGGACGAUGAAGAGGAAGAGGAUGAAGAGGAUGAAGAGGAGGAAGAGGGGGAGGAUGAAGAGGAACACGAGGAGCCUCUGUCCCUGGACUGGCCUGAGACCAGGCAGAAGCAGGCCAUUUACCUCUUCCUCUUGCCCAUUGUGUUCCCACUGUGGCUGACGGUGCCCGACGUUCGGAGGGAGGAGUCUAGGAAGUUUUUUGUCAUCACCUUCCUGGGAUCCAUCAUUUGGAUAGCCAUGUUCUCCUAUCUCAUGGUGUGGUGGGCUCACCAGGUUGGUGAAACAAUAGGGAUUUCAGAAGAGAUCAUGGGCUUGACAAUUCUGGCAGCAGGCACAUCAAUUCCUGACCUCAUCACCAGUGUGAUCGUUGCUCGGAAAGGCCUGGGAGACAUGGCUGUGUCAAGCUCAGUGGGCAGUAACAUAUUCGACAUCACUGUGGGCCUGCCAGUCCCUUGGUUGCUUUUCUCCCUUAUCAACGCGUUGCAGCCAGUUCCUGUCAGCAGCAAUGGUUUGUUCUGUGCGAUUGUCCUGCUUUUCCUCAUGCUUCUGUUUGUCAUCUCUUCAAUUGCAUCGUGCAAAUGGAGAAUGAACAAGAUCCUGGGCUUCACCAUGUUCCUUCUUUACUUUGUGUUCCUGAUCAUCAGUGUGAUGCUAGAAGAUCGAAUCAUCUCCUGCCCUGUGUCUGUCUGAGUCAAGGCUGACCUGUGCACAAAGGACGUGGGGGGAACCGGGCCAGCAGUUCCUGGACCUGUCGUCAGAGUAAGGAUAACAUGAUCCAGGACAGUGGAGCAAGCAGCCCAGAGUCUCUGGUGACAAUGUGACUUGGGCCUGACCCACAUCUUUGGAAACACCUGCAGCUCUCUGUGGAUUAAGGAACCUCGUGCCUGGAGGUGGCAGCUGUACCCCAACUCAAGCACACAGCUAUCACAUGGAGGCAGGGGGAACCCUGCAGCCAGACAUGGGGGAGGGACUGCACAGCAGCAAUAACCUGAGCUCUCUGGCUCACAUUUAGUUACCUGGUCGUUCCCGAAGAGCCCCUGCCCAAAGAUGCCCCUGACCAUUUAGAUGGGUCUAAAUCUCACUUCCUGGCCCUGCCCAAGCACACACUGCAGUUUGCUAUGUCCUCUCUUUCUGUUCAAAGGUGAAUUUCUAUGAGGUUUGCAAUCACUACAGAUUUGGUUAUUAUACGGCUAAGGCUACGAGAAAAAAUGGGUAACAGAAUCAGUUAGCAUUUUUCAUCAAUCCAGUGAAGUAUACACCAAUAUUUUCUAGCUUAAAGGGAAGGCAUUAGCUUUUACUGUUGCAUUUCUGGAAGGUGAAAUUCAAACACAAAACAGAGAAGUGAAAAUUUAAUUUUCUUUUGAUUUGGAAGAAGUGGAGAACUGAAAAGUACUCUAAGGGCUAUUUAAAAAUCUGUACAUACUAGGAAUUCAUGUUGCCUCCAUCAGUGGUCACCUGAGGGAUUAGGCACUGAGCUGCCACGGUUCUCAUUGAGCAGUGAUGUGAUUUUAAGGAGCUCAAAGUUGGCAGACUCACAUCUGGUUUAUAAAGUAAGUGAUCUAGUGGGGCUGUUCUAUUUCUUGUAUGUCAACUUUGACAGGAUUAUAAGGCGGGAAGACAUUUCUUGUGUGGCUUAGAAGUGGAUUUUAAGGCAGUUUACACAGGGGAAAUUCCAAAAGUAACACAAUGAGAAGAUAAGAAAAAAAAAUCAGUACUUCUAAGUUAGCUACUAUAAAAGACAUGUGUUAUCAUAAACAUUUGUUUAAACAUUUUAUGUGGAUUUUGAUAGCUUCAUGUCACUGGUUUCAGAGCAAAAGGAGCUUAGGUGACCUCAGAUUAUGAUGGCAAAUGUGGUUUUAAUUACAAGUAUGAGGGAUAAUUCACUAAAGCAAGGGAUGGUGGGAAAAAGUGAUGUUAAAAAGUGUCAAUCAUUUGGUGUGGAUGGCUAUGGUGUGCGAAGAACUCCAUCUUUUAAGAUGAACUGGUUCAUUUAAUUAACUGUCUCAUUGCUUUGAGGCCCAUUCUUUGCAAGUAAUUUUUAUUAAAUUCCAAUAAAAAUUGUGCAUUCUAGUGGUAUUAUACUUUAUAAACAUCGG
This is a messenger RNA of Octodon degus (degu), 4751 nucleotides long. RefSeq names its product solute carrier family 24 member 1 (gene Slc24a1). Gene Ontology annotation, cellular component: membrane. The record is from RefSeq and is a predicted model, not a curated record. Bases 1 to 3345 code for a protein of 1114 amino acids. Gene Ontology annotation, molecular function: calcium channel activity; calcium, potassium:sodium antiporter activity. NCBI's taxonomy places the organism in Eukaryota, Metazoa, Chordata, Mammalia, Rodentia, Octodontidae. Gene Ontology annotation, biological process: long-term synaptic potentiation; calcium ion transmembrane transport; visual perception. The transcript has 9 exons.